Molecule: messenger RNA, 665 nt
Organism: Gilbertella persicaria
Lineage: Eukaryota; Fungi; Mucoromycota; Mucoromycetes; Mucorales; Choanephoraceae
Exons: 4
Coding region: 84-533 (149 amino acids)
Biological process (GO): DNA replication proofreading; nucleotide-excision repair, DNA gap filling; DNA-templated DNA replication
Cellular component (GO): delta DNA polymerase complex
Molecular function (GO): DNA-directed DNA polymerase activity; 3'-5'-DNA exonuclease activity
Source: RefSeq, a predicted model, not a curated record
AGUACGCCAAUUUUGACAAGACGCGUGACAACGCGUUGACUAAUUUUUUUUUUCAGUUUUUUUUCCCUUACAUUAAUCUCAUUAUGUCAAGCGACGACAUUACUUAUUCUUCACAACCGUUUGAGCCUGGAUCAGCCAUGAAAAAGAGAAAGAUAGUCCAUAAAGACACCAGCAGUGAUCCACCCGCUAGUUUUGAAGACGAACUAAAAAUGUUGAAUGAGGAUAUGGACGUCGAUAUUCAAAUUGAAAACACAGAAGCCACUUGGGGCCGUCCUAAAGCACCUUUACUUGAUCCUACCAAAGACAAAAUAGUCUUUCAACAGAUUGAAGUGGAUGAAUAUAUGGACUUUAAUGCUUUUAAACCUGUUGCUCGAUUGUAUGGUGCUACUGCGAAUGGUCAUAGUGUCGUGUGUCAUGUCAGGGAUUUUCUGCCCUAUUUCUAUUUCCCUGCUCCUGUUGGAUUUCAACAUAGUCAUUUACCUUCUCUCAAGUCAUCUUUAGCUGUAAGUAUAAUGGACCAAACAAACAAGUAGCUCAUAUGAUCACUAGUCUGCUGUGGGACGUAUAAAUGCUGUUGAAAGUGUCGAGAUUGUGAUGAAACAAAGUAUUUAUGGGUAUCAUGGUGAUCACAAAUCACCCUUUAUUCGAGUCACCACAAGAGACCC